Molecule: messenger RNA, 1022 nt
Organism: Frieseomelitta varia
Lineage: Eukaryota; Metazoa; Arthropoda; Insecta; Hymenoptera; Apidae
Product: tyrosine-protein kinase Drl-like
Exons: 4
Coding region: 393-1022 (209 amino acids)
Source: RefSeq, a predicted model, not a curated record
ACGCUGAGACUGUUUCUUCUUCGUUCCGACCCUUCUCGUACUUCGUCGAUCACGUAGCCAUGUGACCGUCGCUCUCUUCGACAUUCACUCGACCAUGGAUGAUCCAUAAGAAUCGAUCAUAACCUCUCUCCAACAGCUUGCAUCGAACUAACGGAAAAUGCAACUUUGAGGUUAACGCCAGUCGUUCGUAGAAACGUUCGUAGAAACUUUUCUAGAGUUCAGAUUUGUCACGUGAACGAUGUAACGUCGAACGAUGAUCUCGCGUGUAGAGAAUACAGGAGUGAUGUUCGCGUUCACGGGGAAGAUUGACAGGACGAGGUUGCUGUCACGUGUGUAGGGUGGAGAAACGUAAAAGUGGUAGGAUUUCGCGCGCGUGAUUACAUCGAUGCGUGAUGUUAUUAUGUGAGACAAUGCGGUGGGGUGAUGGAUCGUGUGAUCUGUUGCGAUGCAAGUUUUUUGUACUUUUGGUCCUCGUCGGCUGCAGCGAUGGAUACUUGAACAUUUUUAUCAGCCAGUCCCAGGUUAUGAAACUGUUGGGACUCGAAGCUGAGUUGUAUUACGUGAGAGAAGGAGUGGUUAACACGUACGCGAUGAAUUUCGUCGUGCCCGUGCCUGCGUACAUCGCGGACCUCGAAUUCUCUUGGCAGAGUCUCACCGGACAUCCGCUACCGUACUCGAUGGAAUUGGAUUACGACGUAGUCGGUGUCCCCGGCGGUGUUUCCGGAAUGAUGGCGCUGCUUCCCCCCAAAGUGAAUGUGUCAGCAAGAGGAGAGGUGCCAGUCACCUUGCAAGUAUUCAGGAUCAGGCUACCGUGUUCCGGCCUCGUCAGCGCGCAAAUUCCAUUGGCUUUGAGGUUAAACGUCACCGCACCACCUGGCACCAAGUACAACGACACGAUUCUAGUAUUCAAGAGGAACAAGAUCUGCUUGAAAGUGUCGGCGCGCGCAAACGGAGAACAAUCCCCAAACCAAAGAACCGGAGAACAACCGGUCCUUUCCAUCGCUAUCUUCCCCCUCGUUUAA